Messenger RNA from Juglans regia (Persian walnut), 1893 nucleotides. Its product is annotated as probable calcium-binding protein CML21. Bases 540 to 1232 code for a protein of 230 amino acids. NCBI's taxonomy places the organism in Eukaryota, Viridiplantae, Streptophyta, Magnoliopsida, Fagales, Juglandaceae. The transcript has 6 exons. The record is from RefSeq and is a predicted model, not a curated record. Gene Ontology annotation, molecular function: calcium ion binding.
ACGGAGUUAGUGGGAGUAAACAAAGAGAUGUGUGAAUUUUCCAAUGGAGUAUGAUUAGUCUCCUAGUUUUGAUAACGAAUGAGAUGAGAUUAAGUUAACCUUUGCGAGCGAGAGAGAAGCCAGCGAAGGUUUCAAGCUGAUGGAUGGACGACAAUACGUGGUGGGUAGAGCACAAACAUUGGUUCAAAAUCUAAUGAGAAACCGAGGAACCUUCCCAUCCGAGCAAACCAACCCCACCACUUCCUCUCCUCAACUUUAUCCUAGAUCUUUAAUAAACCUCUGCAACAUCCUUUUUCCAGAUAUUAGCUUUUCAAGAAGCUGCUGCUGAUCUUGUUUAAGCCUGUUUGUUUCCCUUUCUCUUCCAUUUCUUCUUCUUCUUUGGUGGGGUGCGUUCCUUCUUCAAUAGAUUGAUGACUAUUUAGGAUUCGGUAAGAAAAAGCCUUUUCCAAAGCCUGUUUGUGGGACUCGAUUCUGUACGCGGAGCUGGGAAGCACAUAUUUGGCUCAUUAUUGCAUCCCAUUUGGUAUCGUUAACUGACAAUGGGAAACAUAGUUGGAAAGAGUGGAUCCCCAAAAAAGGUUUGGAUGCCAGAAACACAACUUGAGGCCAAAAUGGUCGAAGCUAUAAAGCAGAGAGCAUCUGCAGGAAGUGCCACGAAAUCAUUCAACAGCAUAAUCUUGAAAUUCCCAAAAAUUGAUGAGAGCUUGAGAAAAUGCAAAGUAAUUUUUGAGCAAUUUGAUGAGGAUUCAAAUGGUGCAAUAGAUCAUGAUGAGUUGAAAAAAUGUUUCCAUAAGCUGGAAAUUUCAUUUACAGAGGAGGAAAUCAAUGAUCUCUUUGAGGCCUGCGAUAUUAAUGAGGAUAUGGGUAUGAAGUUCAAUGAGUUCAUUGUACUUCUCUGCCUUGUCUAUCUUUUCAAAGAUGACCCGACUGCCCUUCUUGCUAAAUCACGCAUGGGGAUGCCUGAUCUGGAGGCCACAUUUGAAACAUUGGUAGAUGCAUUUGUCUUCUUGGACAGAAACAAAGAUGGUUAUGUCAGCAAGAGUGAGAUGGUGGAAGCCAUAAAUGAAACUACAUCAGGAGAACGUUCUUCUGGACAAAUAGCUAUGAAAAGAUUUGAAGAGAUGGAUUGGGAUAAAAAUGGAAUGGUGAACUUCAAAGAAUUUCUUUUUGCGUUCACCCGUUGGGUUGGAAUUGAUGAUAUUGAGGAUGAAGAAGGUGAGGAGAAGAUCUGAAUUGAUAUAUUUGAGCCUCUCCAGCAUCUGUGCUAUGAUGAAUGGUACUGAAGCUUCUCUAGCUGUUUAAGUUCAUUUGUAUUUUCUUUUCCAAUAAUAGUCAUGCCGAUUUAAAGAUGUAGUAUCGGAAUUUACAUUUCUUAAGUUUUGCAUUGUAUAUGGUCAAGAUAUAGAACCAGUGCAACUGUUUUCUGCUCUGGAUGAAUUUAAAUGGUGAGAAGCAGUCACGCAUGUAGGAGAGAGCCAGUUAAUGGAUGUUUACUGAGAUAAUAAUAGAAUCGCAUGCGCGUAAUGGCAAAGGAAGGAAGUUGGCGUCGAGAGAGGAAAGUUUUCCUCUUCCAUAGAAACUCUGUUUGCCCGCCCAUACGGGUUGAUCCAGCGUUGCAUGGAGAAGAACACCUUGCAACCUGUAGGGGGAUACGCUGUCUUCUAACAGUGACUCAUUAUACCUUUAAAUUAUUAAAACGUUAUAAUGGCAGUGCAUCACUCAUUUGUAGCCUAUUAUCACAAUUGAUUACCCCUUCAACAAGUCCAUUAAGGCUGCUUUUUGAUGUUGAGCUCAGUUGAGUUGAAUUCUUUAUAAAUAUUAGUGAAUUGAAUAAUAGGAGUUAUGUAAGACUCAUCUAAAUUGAGUUUAAAAUGUAUUUGGAUGUUAAGAUGA